AUGUUGCCUCAAGACACCGCUACUGACGCUGUCACGCUCACCACGACAAAGCACCAGGAAGUCUUCACUUUCCUCCGGCCAACCUUCGAUGCACACGCUUACCCUGGGCUCGGCGCACAGCUUGGGGGGCCAAACAGUGCGGCGUAUGCGGAUUAUACGCCUGAGGCGGCACUACCGGGCCAGCCGCUUGAGCGCGCCGAGUCCGUCGUCGCAUUCCAUAUGUUACCAUAUGUGCGGCCAUCGGUGCUAUACGUAUUCGGCAGCGAAUCCCACUACACGGCGUGCGAGCCGACCGCUGACAAGGUCGAGUCAACGGGCGUGGGCAUCGGCGGGAGUGGCGGUGCAGCCAAGGGCCGAGUGGCGGAGGUGACGGUCCAGGGUGUUGGCCAUCUAAUUCCGAUGGAGGCCGUUGACGAAACGGCGGAAGUCAGCGUCAAGUGGCUGGGAGAUGAGAUGGCGGCAUGGAGAGAAAAGGAGAUCGUCGAGCGAAGUGAAUGGGCGUACAUUCCGGAUGAGCAGAAGCGGACCAUUAGUGAUCAGUAUCUCGAGGCGUUGAGGGGCGAGACGAAAUCUGGUGCUGCACCAAUCUCGAAACUCUGA
Messenger RNA from Bipolaris victoriae FI3, 600 nucleotides. RefSeq lists its product as hypothetical. Bases 1 to 600 code for a protein of 199 amino acids. NCBI's taxonomy places the organism in Eukaryota, Fungi, Ascomycota, Dothideomycetes, Pleosporales, Pleosporaceae. The transcript has 2 exons. The record is from RefSeq and is a predicted model, not a curated record.